GAAUAUUUCACUUCAAUUAUUAAAAGAAAAAUAAAAAUAUUUUUCUUCCAAGUUAGAGAUCUUGAAUGAUAACCAAACCAAAACUGCCACACCAAAUCUCAAGGGGGAAAAGCCCAUCAAUUUCAUUAACUUUCAACCACCAUUUCUGUGAGAUCAGUGCAUGUUACUGCGUGUAUGUGAAUUCUUAUUCGAUCUUUAAACUCAGAAGAAUAAAGAUGUCUGAUUACUCUGAUCCUAUAAUGGGUGAUGAAAUUGGAACUGGCUCUGAAUAUCCUUCAAUGGAAAAGGUUCAUGAAUCCGGGGUCAAUAAUGGCCAUGGCCAUGACUAUUCUUCUUCCUCUUCCGACGAACACGCACAUCGACAGAUGUUUCAUCUCUUCGGCCGCCAAAAACCAAUUCAUAAGGCUUUCGGUGGUGGCAAACCUGCUGAUAUUGUACUUUGGAGGAACAGGCAGAUGUCUGGAGGUUUGCUUGCUGGUGCAACCGUGAUAUGGCUUCUGUUUGAAUGGAUAGGCUAUCAUUUGAUAACUUUUCUUUGUCACUCUCUUAUUCUGUGUUUGGCCACUCUCUUCUUAUAUUCCAACUUGUCCUACUCUGUUAACCGGUCGGCUUUGAACUUUCCCCAGAUUGUACUACCAGAGGAUUUGUGCAUGAGCAUUGCUCUCUUAUUGAGGGAUAGAUGUAAUCAGGCAUUUGGUCUCUUUCGCCAAGUAGCUUCAGGAAAUGAUUUGAAGAAAUUUCUUUCUGCAAUUUUGGGCUUGUGGGUUGUGUCUAUAGUCGGCAGCUGGUUCGACUUCUUGACCCUUGUGUACAUCAUAUUUUUGAUGCUCUUGACAAUGCCAUUGUUGUAUGAAAAGCACGAAGGUCGAGUAGAUUCUUAUGCUCAGAAGGCAACAAUCAAACUCAAGAGACAAUACAGCAAAUUGGAUGAAAAGGUCCUCCAGAAAUUACCCAAAGUUCCUUUCAUCCCAGACAAUAAGCAGCACUGAUAAUGAUCCAAAAGCUAUGCUCAAGGAUUAUCGGCUUUACUUUCUGAUGCUAGAAACUCUACCAGUAUUUUUCUACCCUAGGUGAUGUGCAUUUUUAUGUUUCAAUACAUAUGCAACGACCAAUUAUCUGCUAUUUUUCAUUCCCUCACUCAAGGUUAUGACUUGGUUUUCCUUUUGGUUUAUUUCUCGAGUUUACUUUUUUCAAGCUUCAAUGUGAUU
This is a messenger RNA of Olea europaea var. sylvestris, 1208 nucleotides long. Its product is annotated as reticulon-like protein B5. The coding region runs from base 66 to 989 and encodes 307 amino acids. The transcript has 6 exons. NCBI's taxonomy places the organism in Eukaryota, Viridiplantae, Streptophyta, Magnoliopsida, Lamiales, Oleaceae. The record is from RefSeq and is a predicted model, not a curated record.